AUGGUACGUGUGUCUGUGCUACGUGAUUGCCUCAACUCAAUCUUGAACGCCGAGAAGGCCGGUAAGAGGCAGGUCCUCGUCCGACCUUGCUCUAAGGUCAUCGUCAAGUUCUUGCAGGUUAUGCAAAAGAAUGGUUACAUUGGCGACUUCGAGAUCGUCGAUGAUCAUCGUGCCGGCAAGAUCAUUGUCAACCUCAACGGUCGUAUCAACAAGUGCGGUGUCAUAUCCCCCCGAUUCGAUAUCGAGACCGGCGACAUGGAACAGUUGGCCUCCGAUCUCUUGCCUUCCCGUCAGUUCGGUCACGUCGUGCUCACUACCCCUUACGGCAUCAUGGACCACGAAGAGGCCCGUCGUAAGCACACUGGUGGCAAGGUCGUUGGCUUCUUCUUCUAAGUCAACAACCGGUUAUCAUUCACCUACCACUGUCGACUGUGUAACAGCCAUUGACUCUCUGGGGGUUGAAGAAGAAGGUUUCUCCAAGAAG
Messenger RNA from Perkinsus marinus ATCC 50983, 484 nucleotides. RefSeq names its product 40S ribosomal protein S15a, putative. The transcript is spliced from 3 exons. Gene Ontology annotation, biological process: translation. Gene Ontology annotation, cellular component: ribosome; cytosolic small ribosomal subunit. NCBI's taxonomy places the organism in Eukaryota, Perkinsozoa, Perkinsida, Perkinsidae. The coding region runs from base 1 to 393 and encodes 130 amino acids. The record is from RefSeq and is a predicted model, not a curated record. Gene Ontology annotation, molecular function: structural constituent of ribosome.